Molecule: messenger RNA, 1634 nt
Organism: Exophiala oligosperma
Lineage: Eukaryota; Fungi; Ascomycota; Eurotiomycetes; Chaetothyriales; Herpotrichiellaceae
Product: precorrin 3B synthase CobZ
Exons: 1
Coding region: 69-1634 (521 amino acids)
Source: RefSeq, a predicted model, not a curated record
GUCGAAGGGACUCGUCGUGAGUUGCUAUCACUUGGACAAUUCACAUAUCCUGUUCAACAACCGUAAAUAUGGGAAGCAUAUCACACAAAAAUGGAGCAAGCCACAACUUCGGCGUUAUAGUUGUCGGAGGUGGCAAUGCAGCUCUUUGUGCUGCACUCGCUGCUCACGACCACGGUGCCAAUGUGCUCGUCCUUGAAGCGGCCCCUCGAGAUGGGCGGGGAGGAAACAGCCGUUUCGCGGGAACAGUCUUCCGCGCCAGCCACAAGGGCUUUGAUGCUGUCAAAACCUUGCUCUGUCCCGAGGCGAUGGCAGACGCCGAGCUGUGCGACAUGGCACCAUACACCAAUGAAGAUUACGCUCGAGAUCUGGCCAAAACCUCACACGGACGCAACGACAAGGACAUCUCGGCUAUCAUGGUCAGGGACGGCUGGGAAACACUCGAAUGGAUGAAGUCCAAGGGUGUCAAAUGGGAGUUGAUUGUUCGCAAGUACCAGAACGUUAGCGGGUUGAAGAAGGGUGACCAGAAGAUCAACCUAGAGCCAGGGGGCCCUGUGAUGGCCGUCGGUGGUGGGGUGGGCCUCACAGACUACCUUUGGGACGCGGUCGAGAGCCUGAUCGACACCGGUCGUAUGACGGUCUGGUACGACAGUCCUGCACACGACCUCAUCGCCACGGGGGACACGGUGCACGGCGUUCGCGUCCGUGGUCGAGACUCUUUCAUCGACGUGCACGGCAAAGUCAUCCUCGCGAGCGGUGGCUUCUCCUCCAACCCGGCCAUGCGUCGCCAAUACCUCGGAGAGGGGUGGGAUCUGGUCGUGGUCCGCGGGACAAAGUACAACAUGGGCACGAUGCUCAACCGAGCCGUGGCGGCCGGAGCCCGCCCCGUCGGACACUGGGGUGCCGCUCACGCCUCCCCCCAAGAUGCGAAUGCACCCCUGGUGGGCGAUGUCAACGUCUCUCCGCACAUGCCGCGGUACGCGUACCCCUACGGCAUCACGAUCAACGUAAACGGCGAACGGUUCUUCGACGAGGGCGAAGACAACUUUGGAAAGACGUACGCACAGACGGGCAAGAAGAUUGGCGACCAACCCGAAGCAAAGGCCUUUCAGAUCUUCGACCAACAGACUGUACACCUCUUGCCCAAGCGCUACGAGACCGCCACGCCCAUCAACGCAGACACCAUCCAGGAACUGGCGACUCUCAUGGGCGUCAAUCCGGCGGGCCUACAGAAGACGAUCGACGCGUUCAACGCCGCUUGUCCAAGAGACAGCAGUGGCUUCGAACCGACCAAGUUGGACGGACUGUGUGCGAGCGAAGGCCUGAAAUUCCCCAAAUCCAACUGGGCCCUGAGAAUUGAGAAGGCCCCGUUCGUGGCUUAUGGGGUGGCAUGCGGCAUCACCUUCACGUACGGUGGUAUCGCGACAGAUACCUCGGCGCGCGUGCUCAACAAUGAAGGCAACCACAUGCCGAAUCUUUGGGCCACGGGUGAGAUUGCCGGCGGAGUUUUCUACCACAACUAUCCCGGAGGUGCGGGUUUGACGAAAGGCGCCAUCUUUGGACGUAUUGCUGGUCGUGAGGCGGCGGCUGCGGCGGCAGCCAAAGACGCAAACGCUGGUGUCAAGGUGGGAGUCUAA